AUGGCCGCGCAAAUGUCAACCCGCGCCCUGCGCGCGGAGUUUCUGCAGACCGGACACAAGGAAUCCCUACCGGAUUUCCUCAGAAUACUUGAGGAGAACCUGGGCGAGACCAACCCACCAGCACCGCCACACAGAACAGAAUUCGUGCGGUUCUCACAAGGGCUUUUUUCCCACGGUAUAAGGUUAGUUUGAAGAAGAUGGGCAUAUGAGUGUAAAUAUGUUGCUUCUUUUUUCGUCAUGCUGCAAUGAAAAGAGCGAUGAAAAUCACCAGCAAAAAAUCUGUCAUGCAUAAACGGCAUUCCAAGGUGAACUCCUCCCAUCACAAGUUUUCGUCGCGGCUCUGGAGAUGGCAAAUGACGAAAAAUUGAACGGGCAAGGCAUGGAAUUUUCAAAAACCUGCUUGCUGGCGAGGGAUGACUUUGUGUUGGCGUAUUGAGUUACAUGUGAUGCUUUGUAUUGCAUAGCAAUAUACGACCACUUUUAUUGUCAUGUCAGCCAGACUAUCGGAUAUUGUAAUUGUUGAUUAUUCGGAAUCCAAGUCCAACACAUCCUGUCACACAUUAUCAGGUGGAAGCCACUCCUGCCGAAGAUAAGGAUGUUUAUCGCAAAAGAAACCACGAGUAUACCCGGGGAUCUAGCCAGAAACUUCAUCGACGCCUGGUUUACCUGGGAAAACAUAUGGCUCACGGAAAGGGAGUAUUGCUUUCGUUUUGACAUAGUGCAUUCUGCAUUUACAAGAUGUAGCUGUACUAGUACUUUGGCAUGCAUAACAAACAAGUCUUCGUCAGCAUCACUAGAAUUACGAUUUCUUAUGAACACGACCUUGCUCUAUCAGGGACCACGCUGUGGAGGCGCUGCAGCCCCUGGCCAAGGCGAUUCUGAGUCUCGGGCCCUUUCUCGAGUCAAGGAGAAAGGAGAAACUGCACCCGCAUCCGAGAGUGCUGGCGCAGAGGGUACAGUAGGUUUGAGUUUUUUGAAUUGCAGGUGAUAUUAGUUCCGCGGCAAUCAUAAUUGACUUUUUCAUGCAAUUUUCCUUUUCCAGCACAACACGGAGGAAAAAUUUUACUCGAAAACGAUCGCACACACCUUCUUCAGGAAAUCUCCUACCGGUCACUUAUCGGAUUCCUGCAGAGCUUAUCCGUGCUUUCAACCCAGUGCCUGUCCAGCUUGAGCCGGGAACCCGCUCCGGAUCCGAGAUUGUUUCUGCUCAUGGAUUACCUCCUCGCGAAGUCAAACCACCCACCACCAGAAGGGUACUUAUAAUAGCCGGAGCAGCGUGAGUGUGCAACUUUGUCUUGUAUCACUUUCACGACUGGCAUGAAGCGAUUCGCUUCGUUUUGCACUGGACGCAUAAACGAACAAAAUGCAAACCCUCAUACAAUAAAACAGCACCUUCUGUGUCCAGGGAAUGGCAGAAACACCGGACAUUCACUUCGUAGACAACGGGUCAAAUAUCAAGCUGUCCUCCUACGCUUUCCGCUUUGAAGAGGAGAAGGGCACGGUACAUGACGGCAGUCGUUUUUUUUUAUAAAAAAAAUGAUGCCGCCGCAUAAUUUUUGAUUUUGUCAUGCGUGCUGCGCAUUCUUGUAGGAAUUUGUCGUGCACAAAACCGAAGCCAAAGUUCAAAAAAAAACACAGCUGAACCGCGCCACCGACUUGCUGUCCAGCUUCGAAGCGGUGAUAAACGUCCUGCAAGGCAUACAGUCUGCGGACCUGAUGCGGUUGAACCCUGCUUUAGACCAGCACCCAAGCUUGACCGACACUAUGCUGCACUUUGAAAAGACGUUCAAGAAGAGCAAGAGGGUGUUUCUGGAACCGGACAAUCUGGUGUAGCGAGUGAGGUGGGAUGAAGCAGAGGAGGAUGGGGAAAAGAAUCCUGUAAAGUGUAUGACAACAUCUUCAAUCUUCACAAAGGUUUUAAACCAAUAUAGACUCGAGACCGUCAAGACAAGACCAAGACAACUGAGAAAGUAACUAUUUGUAAUCAUCAAAGUAGCCGGAGGUUAUUUGCUCUGGCAAAACCACACGAGACGCGCCACGUCUCGUGAACUGAAUGACAAACGCGGAAUGGCUCAACAUUCUGGUAUACUUGAAUUUGGUAGCAAACGAACUGACGCAACUGAUACUGAGGAACUGACCUUGUAAAAAGAAUAAAACGCGAGGAAAAUAAUUCUUGACGCUGCUGGCGGUCAAAAACAAAA
Messenger RNA from Amoebophrya sp. A120, 2201 nucleotides. The record is from the annotation of a GenBank genome assembly. NCBI's taxonomy places the organism in Eukaryota, Dinophyceae, Syndiniales, Amoebophryaceae.